This is a messenger RNA of Branchiostoma floridae (Florida lancelet), 2310 nucleotides long. Its product is annotated as cytidine monophosphate-N-acetylneuraminic acid hydroxylase-like. NCBI's taxonomy places the organism in Eukaryota, Metazoa, Chordata, Leptocardii, Amphioxiformes, Branchiostomatidae. Bases 157 to 2124 code for a protein of 655 amino acids. The transcript is spliced from 15 exons. The record is from RefSeq and is a predicted model, not a curated record.
AUGAGGUUCGAUUGAUAUACGGUGUCAGUGUCGGUGUAAGUGUUAGCUAACCAGACGUUUACACUUAGUUAAAUGGUCAAACGUGCUUGAAAUCACCAGACGAUUGGAUUAUUCCUUGGAUUAGUGUACACAACAUCGAACUAGAACAGGGCGGAGAUGGAGCAGAGGAGCGUGGAAGUGUUACGGUUAACUGCUGAAGAAACCGAAGCCCUGACACCAGGGGUUAACUUGAUCUGUAAGGAAGCAGGAAACAACUUUAUCAUUUACAAGGUGUGUAUCCCUCCGCGACUAGUUUCAUCGGGGAGGGGGGGUAUAGACUUAGUCAUGUUGGGUCUGAGUUGUCAAGAUGGAACCCCUCCCUUGACUUACUCCAGACUCUUCUGCAUCUUGCAGUCUGUGGCCAGGUGGGACCUUGGUGUUUUUGCAGGUUGUCUCUCCACCUGGUGCAUGGCCUCCCUCUGCGUCUCCUCCAUUUUCUUCGAGUCCUUGAAAUCAGAGGCCUGUAAUUGGUGGUACUUGCGAACUUAUCUGUCUCCAUUUUGCAGUGUCCUGCGAUGCACCAAACACGGCUGGAAACUGGACCCUACUACCAUGAAAUACGUCAACCCUCCAGACAGCUUCAGUCAGGACAAGUUAGUUCCUGAGCUAGACGAGGACGGCAGGUUAUCCUUGGUGGAGCUGAUUCCGCCCGAGCCGUGGGGCACUGAUGUGAGACCCCCGCAAACUAUCCUGCCCGGAGAAGUGCAGUUGACGUUUUUCGCGCAUGCGUGUAUGGAGUUGAAGCUGGGAGACAAGACCAUGUUCUUCGACCCAUGGCUGACUGGACCCGCUUUCGCCAGGGGAUGGUGGCUGAUCCACGAGCCGCCCGCUGAUUGGCUGGAAAGGCUGUCACGUGCUGACCUCAUUUACAUAAGUCAUGUCCACUCGGACCAUCUCAGCUACCCGACGCUAACACUGCUGUCGGAAAAGAACCCGAACAUCCCGAUCUACGUGGGAGACACGGCCAUGCCGGUCUUCUGUAAACUGGAGCAGAGCGGGGUCCAGCUGAAGAACAUCAACGUCUGCAGUUUUGGUGUGUGGCAGGAGGUGAAUGCUGAUCUCCGCUUCAUGAUCCUGAUGGACGGCGUGCAUCCUGACAUGGACACCUGCAUCUUGGUGGACUACAAGGGCCACCUGAUCCUGAACACCGUUGACUGCACACAGCCGAAUGGCGGGCGGCUACCCCAGAACGUGGACAUCAUGAUGAGUGACUUCGCAGGGGGUGCAUCCGGGUUCCCAAUGACCUUCAGUGGAGGACGAUACACGGAUGAGUGGAAAGCAGCGUUCAUCUCCACCGAGCGGAAAAAGCUGCUGUACUACAAGACACAAGUGGUCCGUGACGUCAACCCCAAAGUCUACUGCCCUUUUGCUGGAUACUUCGUGGAAGCGUAUCCUAGCGAUACAUAUAUCCGUGACACAAACACGAAGAACAGCGCGGAGCGGCUAAACGCUCUCAUCAACAGGUACUCAGACCACAUCAUCACGUGGACACCGCGACCUGGCGCCACUCUGGACCUGGCACGGGUUCUGGAUGACACAGUGGACCGCAGAUUGACAAAACGUGUGGCAACAGUUUUUGACAUGGUGCUAUAUAGUGGAGUGACUAAUAUGAUAGAGACAGACGAAGAUUUCCAGCCUGUUGAGGGCGGGUAUGACUUCCUGGUGGACUUCUCAGACCUGAGUUUCCCUGCACAGCGGCCAGCCAGGGAGCAUGCGUACUUGGAGAUCAAGAACCGGAUCGGAGUCCAUCGCCAGACGGUUCUGAAGGGCCUGUUUUGGGACGAUCUGUAUAUCGGGUUUCAGAACAGGAUAUCACGUGACCCAGACACGUUCCACUACAAGUUCUGGAACCACAUGCAGAUCCUCCUACCGGAGCAGCCACCUGAUUGGACAGGCUUCCUGUGCAAGCAGCGCAAGAUGCAUGACGGGAAAUAUGCCCGGGCAGUCUGGAAACCGUCAGACAAGAGCAACUCCGUCGUGUCCAGUCUACUGGAUAUGCUGGUCAGAGCGAAGCUUCUUCUAGUUCCCGGGGUUAUGGCAUCCAUGGCAACAGCUGUGUACCUGUUAUUGACAUUCAAACGUUAAGAAUGUUGGGCUGCCUUCAAGAAAUGAUGAAGUUAGUGUAUUCGUUGAAAUACCUAUUUAAACGCACAAGUUUUACGAGGCCUUGAAUUUGUCCGUCGACGUAUAAUUUUUAAAGGAUUAUAUCAAAAAUGUAUUUAAUUGUAUGUUGUACUUUGCUGUCAAUAUAGUGACAAAGCUAACGUGCCU